AGUUGCGCUUAGACUCUAACACAAUCGGUUGAGUGUAACAUGGGCACAGCGUUAAUAGUGGUUGUCUUCGCAUUCCUAAUUCCAUUCGGUGUAAAAUGUGGAGAGAAACCGCCCAAAGUGAUUUCGAACUGUUACGUUCGAUAUUUCAAUAACAUCCGUUGCACUGGCGAUUUCAAUGUGAGUCACAUUUUAUUCGAACAACGGCAGCUGCGCGAUCGGAAUGACGAUACCUAUUGGCAUCGAACGUUUCGCAGUCUGGAAAUAUUCGAUUCGAACAUCGAGGAGAUCGGCGAUCAAUUUUUCGAAUUCCACGGCUUCAAAUUCGAAACGAUUCUCAUCGAAAAUGCGCCAAAGUUGACGACCAUAUCGCCGAAAGCACUGAUUGAACUGAAGGAUGACCUGACGGAUUUUCGGGCCAUCAACACUGGCCUGCCGCAGUACAACGAUUUCGGCAACGAUCCGCACAAGAUGCAGAAUCCAUUUGAUGGAUUUACAGAACUGCACGAAGUGUACAUAGGCCGGCAGAGUCAUUGUCCCUCCGAUGAGAACUUAUUGUUUCCUUGUACGUGUGAAUUUGGUGAAUUACCACGUACAAUCCCAUCAAAAUUGUACGGUUGGAGCUCUGGCACAUCGAAUACGUUCGGUAAUACUACGCAAGUCACUUGUAACACAGACGGACUGGCGGGCGAGCAGCUCAAACAACUAUUUGUAAAUCUUUCGCGCAGUGAUCACGAACCAAAACAUUUUGACGUUCUUACAAUACAAGGAGUGAUGAGUUUGACUGACAUACCAAUGGAUGUAUUCUCCAACGUGUCGAUAACUGCUAUUUGGAUGAAUGACGUGUCCAAUUUGAAAUCGAUCCAUCCGAAAGCAUUUGCUAGUGCAACCAGCGACCAUACUGCAAGAUCGAUUCAGGUACUGGAUAUAAAUACAGCAAACUUUACAGCCGCCACGACGAGUGAAGUGGAGGCUUUAUUCCAAGCUUUUUCGUCACUGACGAACAUCCGAGUACUUCGACUCAGUGAGUGCGGAAUUCCUUAUAUUCCGUCCCAUGCAUUUGUCCCGGAAGACCACCAAAAACUACUGAACAACUUACGUUAUCUUUCUCUUUCAUUCGACCGGAGACGUUACAAAAGUGGCAUAAAGUCCGUCGGUAGUUACGCAUUUUCAGGCGCACCAAAACUGGUGGAGCUGGGAAUCUCAAAAAAUUUCAUCGAAAAAUUCGAUUCAUUUGCCUUCGCCUUCAACGAAACGUCGACCAAACCGUUGACCACACACAUCGGAGGAAAUCCAUUUAACGAUACGUACGGAUUGAAGGAGAACGCAUUUUCCGGUUCCCAGCGGCCCGUUCACAUCAAAUUCGAAAUCGAUAGCUUUGCGGCAUCGGACCCAGCCAAUGCUCCGUCUAUCGAUUUUAUGCCAGAAAAUGUAUUCCGGCCGUUCAUCGAGGAGAAUCCGGAGAAUUACUUUGAAGUUGACUAUUUCAAUCUGGACGUGUGGUGUGACUGCAAAAGCAGAUGGAUGUUUGACGACAUUGGCCGCUUGAAACGAAGCGUACAAAAUGGAUUGCGCAUCAAACGGGUCAUGAAUAACGUAAUCGAAAGUGAUCCACAGUCUGUGCAAUGCAAAGUCAACAGUUCGUUCGAGUGUUUGCCGAAUUGUCUAUCAUUCCGCUCGGCUGGAUUGAUUCACUGUGGUGGCAAUAAGGAGUUUGAUGUCAGAGCAACUUUUCUUCGGUUGAGCGAAUCUAGUGGAACGGAAGGAUUUAGUAGGCUGCUGUUUUCGUCGAAGGAAAUCGAAGAGCUUCCGAUGGACUCAUUUGGUAGCUUUGAGUUUGAUAUCGUUGACCUGACAGGCUGUAGGAACUUAUCAUCAAUCCAUCCGAAUGCAUUUGGAGCGUCAACUGCCACAAUCAAACAAUUUUCAGCGAAAAACACAAAUCUGACGUACUACCCAAACUUCGCAUCAUUUCCGAAUCUGCAAACAAUUCAACUGGACGACUACCACACUUUCCGCCUAAACAGCUCGAAUUUCGAUUUCUCCGCGUCAACCGUUCAUCCGGACGAAAUAAACGUUUUCGUCGGCAAUGACGGAAUUAUCGAGCCGAACACUUUUACCGCAUUGAACAACGCGACGGCUGUGAAUUUGCACAUCGGCGAACGGGAAAAUUGCGAGACGAUAGGCUGCCUGCUGAAGUGUAAACCGAUUACCUAUUUGCUGGACAAGCAAACUGUAACGAAUUUCCUGGAUGCCAAUCCGAAAAAUAAAAUUCAAACAAAUUGCUACUUCGAAUGCUCGUGCGAUCUAAAGUGGAUGUACGAGAGCUGGAACGAUGUAGAGUCUCGUGUUGGUGUCUGGAUACAAGAAUAUUUCGGUAGUAGAUUCUAUUGUGUGCCGAAAGGUGUAAGUCUGGAAACGGAAGACAAUUUCUUCGGGAUUGAUGUGACGAAUUUUGAUUUUGGCGACUAUUUCAAACAAAACUGUUGAACCUAACAGUCCACAAUAAAGAGCUGAGAACAUUA
This is a messenger RNA of Bradysia coprophila, 2522 nucleotides long. RefSeq lists its product as uncharacterized. NCBI's taxonomy places the organism in Eukaryota, Metazoa, Arthropoda, Insecta, Diptera, Sciaridae. The record is from RefSeq and is a predicted model, not a curated record.